CCUCAAAGAUGGGCUGUGUUCGGGUGAAAUAAAACAAACUCCAAGUUACUUUAGGUCAUGGUCUUUACCACAGUAAUAAAAGCUAAAUAGGAGAGAAAUGCCUACAGGAGGGGACCAAAGUAGAGACAAAGACACCUGUUUAGAAGUUCUGCAGCUCUUUUAACGGCAGCGUCUUUAAUAAAGGUGAUGACAUAAGAAAUUGGGAGAAGUGGGGCACCCAGAAACUGGAAUCUAAGAGAACGGAUGACAAAAAGGCGUCUGCUUGAAACAGAGACCGUGGAAAACAGAAGGAAGAAAAUACACUUAAUUUGCUCCUGGACGCGAACCGCCCCUUCUCUUUGAAUGCUCUAUAUUAUAAGAGACAGCAGUUUAGAAGUGAGGUCCGCCCACUGAAAUCCGGGAACUUUUAUUUAAAGCGGGAGGGCGUCAGCGGAGGUUGCAACGAUGAACACAGGUACUUCCGGUUGCUACGGAAGUGGGACUUCGUACUCUUCCAAGCUCCUCCCUCAGCGGCCGGGCAGAGUGACAGGAUGGCCAGGCGGACGGCGCCGCUGCUGCUGCUAACCUUGGCAGUGGGACUCGCAGGGAGUUCCCAGGGCGACCGCGAGCCGGUGUACCGCGACUGCGUGCUGCGGUGCGAGGAACGGAACUGUUCGGGGGACGCACUGAAGCACUUCCGCUCCCGCCAGCCAAUCUACAUGAGCCUAGCUGGCUGGACUUGUCGGGACGACUGCAAGUAUGAGUGUAUGUGGCUCACUGUUGGUCUCUAUCUUCAGGAGGGCUACAGAGUGCCUCAGUUCCAUGGCAAGGUGUCUCUCAAUGCUUGGUUCUGGUCCACAGUCUUCCAUACCAGGGACACUGACCUCACAGAGAAGAUGGACUACUUCUGUGCUUCAGCCGUCAUCCUGCAUUCUGUUUACCUGUGCUGUGUCAGGACCGUGGGACUGCAGCACCCGACCGUGGCCAGUGCCUUCGGUGCCCUGCUGCUGCUGCUGCUGACAGGACACAUCUCCUACCUGAGCCUUGUCCAUUUCGACUACGGCUACAAUAUGAUGGCCAAUGUGGCUAUAGGCCUGGUGAAUCUGGCGUGGUGGCUGGUCUGGUGCCUACGGAACCACCGGCGCCUACCUCACACCCGCAGGUGUAUGGUGGUGGUGGUGCUGCUGCAGGGGCUGUCCCUGCUGGAGCUGCUCGACUUCCCUCCCCUCUUCUGGGUGCUGGAUGCUCAUGCCAUCUGGCACAUCAGCACCAUCCCCGUCCACACCCUCUUCUUCAGAUUUCUGGAAGACGACAGCCUAUACCUACUGAAGGAAUCUGAAGCUAUGUUCAAGCUGGACUAGAGAGGCCAGGAGGGAGUGGCUCUGCCUCAUCCCCGAGGCUUUUCCCUUCUCCCCCUGAGAGGAAUGGUUUUUCUCCUUUUAGCUUCUUGAACUUGACCAUGUGAGGUUUGGACCUGAAAGCCUGUAGCUACCUGGCCAUUGCUGGCCCUCACGUGGAACCUGUCUUGGGAGCUGCUACCUCAUGUCUGGGACAGGGAAGAGGCAGCUAUCCCGUACCUGGGGCUAAACUGAGACCGUGUUUUGAGGUCUACAGAGAGGACUGCUUUUGUGUCCUCAACCUCCACCCCCCUUUCCACCUCACUCGUCCCCAUAGCACCACCCUGCGUACCUCCACUUGCCCCCAAAACCACACCCGCAGGCCUUUGGGUACACUGGGAUCUCUUUUUGUCAGGGCACCACUAGGUGGCACUGGAUGCCUGCUCCUCAGCUGCCCAAGUUUCUCUCUGGGUCUGAGGAACUGGGCUGCUGCGGGGAGGACUAAGGGUUUCUGCCCUGCCUCCUACAACCUGUAAGUCUCGACUUCAGGGCCAGGACCCUAGAAAGCUCAGGAUGAGAACCCAGUCUGCUGUUCUGGUUGGGAGUGGGCACAUUGACACAUAGAGGGAUAUGGGCCAAGCCAGGAGCAGGUGACCAGAUAGUCAGUGAGCUGGAGGAUUGUGGGCCUUCACUUAGAGUGUACAGCGUGGGUGUGUGUUCAGGGGGCGGGUGGUUUGGGGAAGGUAUGUGUAAGAGACGAACAUGCACGGAACACGCUGGUAGGAGGCUGAAGCAGAACAGGGGGAUCAAGUCAUCAUCAACAGUCACUUGAGCUCCAAGUCGGCCCCAGGCCCCAAGGCCAUCCUGCUGCUAGUAUCUGCACAUGACUUUGGGAUGCUGGGUGUGGGUGUGGGUGCCUGCCCGUGCCCCUUUGUACCCCACAUAAAGCACACACCUCCCCCCACAUGUCUUGAGAGCACCUUGAGAACUAGCCCCUGGAAGGCAGAGAGAGGGGAAGAGUGCCCCGCCUGCUAUUCCUUUAUCUUGGGAUGGUGGAUCUCCCACCUCAGUUCCCUACUAUAGAACUUUGUCAGAGCCGGACUCUCCCGGGGCAAUCUCAGGGCAAGCAGAACCCAUCCAGCCUGCAUCCUGCACCAGCCCCGUCAGGAAGGCUGUCUGCCCCUGCCCUCUGCCCCCCUUUGUGGGGGAGGACAGCCAUGCCAGGGAUCUAGCUCAGGUACUUGGGCAGCCUAUUAGGGUUUUUGGUUUUGUUGUUUUAUACUAAAAACAAUUUUAAGGCCAGAGGCAGGAAAGGACAGACUUAAUAAAGUAAUUCCUGGCCUCA
Rattus norvegicus (Norway rat) is the source of this 2661-nucleotide messenger RNA. It is a transcript of the gene Pgap3, whose product is annotated as post-GPI attachment to proteins phospholipase 3. The record is from RefSeq and is a predicted model, not a curated record. Gene Ontology annotation, biological process: GPI anchor biosynthetic process; GPI anchor metabolic process. Lineage: Eukaryota; Metazoa; Chordata; Mammalia; Rodentia; Muridae. Gene Ontology annotation, cellular component: endomembrane system; Golgi membrane.